Messenger RNA from Amoebophrya sp. A25, 1475 nucleotides. The record is from the annotation of a GenBank genome assembly. Lineage: Eukaryota; Dinophyceae; Syndiniales; Amoebophryaceae.
CCUGUUCCCCGAGGAGCGUGGAGGUCAUUUUUCUCACUAUAUAUCAGUAUCGUCUCCAAGACAAUAAUUUUCAAAGUAACCACUGAAAUCAAGCCCAAGAUGCCCGGCAAUCGUGGCCGUCCCAAGGGGAGCAAACUUGUGAUGCCGGCAUCGAUGUGGAGUCUAGACGAGAAAAAGCGAGAAGACAGCUUGGCAGAUGAAAAGCGACAGAAGCAGAGCGCCGACGCAGAGUACGUGCACAACAUGAAGAAUGAUAAAGAGUAUCUCUCCCAAAGGUUGGACAAGAUGAAGUUUAUGAACACGACGCCAGCGAGGUCGCAUGCUCUACGCACCAUCUCUGGGUGUACCACUCAACAGACACUGGAUCGCAAGCUGAAACAAGAUACGACGACGCAGACAAGCUACAGCCUUAAAAAGGACAGGGGCAGUACAGACCUUCUUUUGUUCUUUUUCCUUCUUCAUUUCUGUACGUGAUGCCUGUCUUCCUCGUAAAGUUGUUGAUAUGGAUAGCUGUUCUUCCACCACUGAUUCUGAAUAAGGACCAUGAAAGUAACAAAGUCUAAAAGAUAAACUGAGGGCUCUUGCUUUAAGUCCUGGACGACGGGCCUCUCUUGAAAUAUUUACUCUCUUUCAAAUCAACAACCACUCGCAGCAUGGUUCACCAAAGUCAAUGGUGCUGGAUCUUGGCAAUUGCGAGUCACCAGCUUGUUCACACAUUUUCACAAGCUCUCUGCGGACGAGGUUGACAAUCUAGUGGUAUGGAAAUGCUUCGAUGCUUUGUCUUCCUUUUCUUCGUGAUUCUUCCUGACCGUUUUUAUUUAUUCCAAGAGACGACUUCUUUAUCCUCAGCUUCAGACUAAGCUCCUUCACGCUAAGCAACUUCAAGCUCCAGCUCAUAGCGACGUCUCAUCCUCCUCCUUUUCUGGCCUUCACAUCCAAGGCUCCACUUCAAACCAAACCAUCUCACAGUGCAACUUCACGAAUAAGGAUAACACUCCGAAGGGGAACUUCAUUUCGCACCCGAACUUAAUCAAGGGUGUGCGUGAUGUGAUUCAAGCCAGGAACAGUCAAACAGUCAACGACCUGAUUGCAAGCGCGCGUAUGAAUGGGACAGCGGAUCGAUCGGGCGAAAUUAUUGCGGCGCAGUGCAUGCUCCUUCGUUUCGGUCUAUGUCGAGGGCUUAACAAUUGCCAGACGAUUCAGGAAAUUUUCGAAUUGUAUUUGAUUUCAAUUGUAAGCUGUGUCUCAUCUCUUUUCCAUUUCUUUUUUAUUUGUUUGUAGAAGCCAAAAAAGUCUGCUCGUUCUUGAGUCAGUUACGCCUGUAAUAGUAAUACAUAAUGGAUAGUCGUCCUUUCUGCGAAUCUACUGCUACAUCGAAGUGCGCCACUGUGGCUCUAACUUAGUCUCCCUCUCCUUUUCUCUGACAGCGAUCGCGCAUUGGCUGCAAAGUACAAGAGGCUGACGAAGCAGCCGGC